Camelina sativa (false flax) is the source of this 1127-nucleotide messenger RNA. RefSeq lists its product as uncharacterized. NCBI's taxonomy places the organism in Eukaryota, Viridiplantae, Streptophyta, Magnoliopsida, Brassicales, Brassicaceae. The record is from RefSeq and is a predicted model, not a curated record.
CACAAAUCUCCCAAUAUAUAAAUAAAGAACCUUCACCCCUAAAACCAAAACCAUCAUUAACAACUUCAAAACUUUCUAAGCAAGAGAGUACUGAGAGAAAUCCUAUAUUCCUUCUAUAAGUCCCUCAAAUUAUUUUAAAAGAAAAAUGGCUUUUUGGUCUGCUGAGAAUGCUACUAAAGCCUAUCUUAGUACAUUGAAAACGGAUCAAAGGACAAAAGAACCGAAUGUUGCCGAAUUCAUAUCAGCUCUAGCUGCCGGAAAUAGUGCUAGAAAGAUAGCCGUGGCUUGCGCCGGAGCAGCAAAUGCCGACAUACUCGUUGCCCUAAUCGCAGCAGCUAACCAAACACGCGGUCAAGUUGUUUGCGUUUUACGUGGCAUCGAAGAGCUAAUCAUAUCCAAGAAAAUGUUGGAACCAUCAGAGAUUCAUCAGAUACAAUUCGUAGUCGGAGAGUCUAACGACGACACUUUAAUCAAUGAUCAUUUUGGAGAAGCCGAUUUCGUCCUCGUCGAUUGUAACCUAGAGAACCACCAAGAGAUCGUUACAAAGAUCCUUAAUCACCAUGAAGAAAACGCAAGAACCGGCGGUGGUAGUGGUGUGGCGGUUGUGGUUGGUUAUAACGCGUUUUCGAGAGGCUCAUGGAGGUUUAGCGAUGGGAGGAAGACGCAGUUUUUGCCUAUAGGAGAAGGGUUGCUUGUGACGAGGGUCAACGACAAUCAGAAGAUGGUGAUGAUGAACGAUCAUCAUCGUGACCAUGCGAGGAAGAGUCGGUGGGUAGUGAAGGUUGAUAAGUGCACUGGAGAGGAACAUGUGUUUAGGGUUAGGGUUCCACGAGGAGAAGCCAUUAUAGAAGCUUAAAUUCAAACGAUCAAAACUUAUAUAUAUAAUAUAUAUAUAAUAUAUAUAUAUAUAUAUAUUGCUGAAUACUUUAGAGCAAAGAUCACCUCUGUGAUGGUUCAGACGAGUGAAAGUAGUAAGAAGAUUAGUUAUCAUGUAUAAGUAAUUAAGAAAGUUUUGAUUGGUAUUAAUUGGAGUGUUUUAUGUGGUGAGAAAAGUGAUUUCUUCAAGUGAAUGACUUUUUUUGUUUGUAACUUGUAAGUGUAAAUAUGAAAUGUUGUUUUGUUUUAAA